UGACGCUUACUGAAGUCACGGGAUGCAAGUCUCGCGAGAUUUGCCAGUCUGAAACGGUUCCUUUAAGAAGACGAAAAACUCGAAAAACAAAAAGGUUUGAAACAAUUUGGAUUCAAGCUCACUGUAACAGCAUCAUGUCUCAAUCUGUUCUCGCCCUGCAUUCAAAAACACACAAGGACACAAUCCUGCAUAAAUUUGACAAGCUCAGAAGAAGGGAACUGCUCUGUGACAUAACCCUCAUCGUAGAAGACGUGCACUUCAAGGCACACAAGGCUCUUUUAGCAGCGAGCAGUGAGUAUUUCUCACUAAUGUUCACCGCUGAAGAUCAGGUAAGCCAGUCGGUGUACAAGCUGGACGGCAUGGCUGCGAAAACCUUCUCAGCCGUGCUCGAGUUCAUCUACAGCGCAAAUGUGUCUGUGGACGAGAGCAGCUCUGAGCAGCUGCUUGACAUGGCGCGCUUUCUGGACAUCCGAGACUUGCUCAAAGCCCACGAGGACCUUCAAAAGGAGACUUCAGCGAUUGAAAAUGUGAUGUCUGCCGAGGGAGAUAGUGUUGAUGAAUGCAUACAGACAAAGCGUAAAAGAGGGCGGCCGAAAAAGAGCCUUCACACUCAGGAUUCAAGCCAAAAAGAGGAUCCAGAAAGUGGUUUACCAGCACAAACUACCUCUGAGUCCACAGAACCCCUCUUAGAUCCCACGUCCCCACCGAGAGACGCCAGCGACAGCGACUAUGACCCCCGAGAGGACAGACCCCGUCACAGCAAGCGCAAAAUAAAGCGGCCUGUCAAGCUGAAGGGAUACAGGUUAGGAGACGAGCUCUCGGAGAGCAAGGAGCCGGGGAAGAGAGGACGCAAGAGGAAGUACCCCGACACAGAGGCCCGGUGUGAGCAGUGUGGGAAGGUUUUUAAAAACCAUCUGUUUCUGAAGAUACAUCAACGCACUCACACAGGUGAAAAACCUUUCAGAUGCAGUGUUUGUGGGAAGGGUUUCACCCAGAAACACACUCUUUUGGUUCAUCAGCGCAUGCACACGGGAGAAAAGCCGUUCAUCUGCACCAUAUGUUCCAAAGCGCUGUCCACGAAACACUCGCUGCUGGAGCACAUGAACCUACACGCAGAGAAUAAAUCUUUCAGUUGUGACAAGUGUGGAAAAAGCUUCAGUCAGAAGCGGCAGCUGAAAAGUCAUUACCGUGUUCACACAGGAAAAGCGUUACCUGAGUGUGCACAAUGCCAUCAUAAAUUUAUGGAUGCAGCUCAACUGAAGAAGCACCUGAGAACUCAUACUGGUGAGAAGCCGUUCACAUGUGAGAUCUGUGGGAAGUGUUUCACAGCCAAGAGCACACUACAGACACACAUCAUGAUACACAGAGGAGAGAAGCCAUACGUCUGCAACAUCUGCAAUAAGACCUUCUCUGACCCCAGUGCCAGGAGGCGUCAUGUGGCAUCUCACACGGGUGCAAAACCGUUUACGUGUUCCAUCUGCAACCUGUCGUUUGCCCGAAUGGACAACCUUAAAGCUCACACCAAGACUCACAACAAGGAGCGUCAACAAGGAGAAGCUGAGAACACGGGGCCUGUGCCGGUGGAGGCCACGUCAGGAGCUGAAGGAAUGCACAACAUCCUCCAACUCCAGCCCUACCAACUUCCCACCCACCCCGAGCAGGAGAUCCAGCUGGUGGUGACCGGCGAGGUGGACAACAUCAACCUGUGCCAGGAUCAAAGUAUCAGCAUCAUCACUGCAGAAGAUACUUCUGUGGAACAGGGUCUCACGCUUCUUACCCAACCUUCUGGACACGUCCAAAACCUGGCGCUGGUCACGCCAGAUGGAUUAGAUGCCAGUGCUCAAAUCCAAACCAUCAGUGUUUUAGGAAGUCAGGUGAGCAGCGGACAGCCAGAGCAAAUGCAUGUCAUCACGCUGACUAAAGAAGCCAUGGAGCAACUGCAGGUUCAUCACGGAGGUCCACAACAGCUGCAGGUGAUCCACCAGCUGUCUGAGAGCCCUGCUGAAAAUCCCAUCCGGACGAGUCCAACGGGAGGCAUUCACAUCAGCAGCCAGAGCGGGCAGCCCAUCUCCAUCAGCCAGACCAGUGAGCAGAUCCCCAGCGAUCAGAUUCAGGGCCAAACCUUCCAGAUCCAGGCUGGAACCGUCUCGUACCUCUACACCACCAGCAUGACCCCACAAAACUGAACUGACACAGUUUGAAUCCGUCAGGACUCGUUCAUAAUGCUGAUGCUUGUUCUAUUUUGUUGUAAAUGGUUCUAUUUUAAGAGAUUAAAGCUGAUUUCAUUGAGAUUUUUUUUUUUUUUUAAAUAAUGACUUCAUAAAGUAUUGCCAUUAAUAAUUUGUUUUCUGUACUUGUUAAAAUUCAUGUUUACAACAAAAAAGAACAAGCACCAGCAUUAUGAACGAGUUUGUAAAAAAAACAAUGCUGGUACUUAAUCUCUUUUGUUGUAAAUGGUUAUAUUUUAAUCAGUCAAGCUGAUUAAUUGAGAACAAGCAGAAACAUCUUUUUUGUUUUUUUAAAUGACUUCGAUAUGGAUCAUAAAGCAUAGCCAUUCUUCUUUUUUUUUUUUGUACUUGUUAAUGAGACUAAAGACAAUAAAUGGUUCACAUAAAUGCAACUCCAAACUAUUUGUCCAAAAAACAAUUUAUUUAAGUGUUACUGUCCAGCAUGACACUGGAAAAUUGACUCAGUGACAAAAAAAAUUUCAACCAGUGCUCAUUGCCAUACUGCAAAAUAUGAUUCUAUAAUAAUAAUAAUAAUAAUCUUUAUUUUUAUAUAGCGCCUUUAAAACAGCUUCUUAAGGCACAUUACAUAAUAAACAGAUAAAAAUACAACACAUGCAGAACAACACAAAUUAAAAGAACAUACUAGAAUUUAAAAUUUAAGAUAAUCAAGAAAAAGCUAACCUAAAAAAUGAGUUUUGUAAGUGAGUUAAGUAAGAUUUAAAAGUACUUAGAUUCUGUGCGUCUCUGAUAUAAGAAGGGAGCGCAUUCCAAAGUCAGGAGCGUAGGAUAAGAAAGCCCUGUCCCCUACAGACCACAAUCAGGAUCCUUGCAGCAAACUUUUACAAAAAUUCCAAUUUAAGUGCACUAUAGUAGUCUAUGCGGGAAAAUACGAAAGUAUUAAUAAGCCAUAUAGUCACAGAAAGGGAUAGCAUAGGACGCCGUCUAGCAAUAUUUAUGAGAUGAAAAUAGGAGUUCUUAGUGUAUUUCACAUGUUGGACAAAAGACAGGCUCAAAUCAAAUAUAACUCCUAUAGUUUUUAAUUUAAUUUGUAACUCCAAAACAGAGCCAUCUAUAACUUAAAAUAUUAAGUUUUGGGACAUCCAUGAUUUUAUCUCAGAAAAAUGAUAAGAAAGAUACAUCCAAAUUUUGACCAGUCUUAGAGUGAAUAUAAAUCUGAGUGUUGUCUGUAUAAAAAUGAUAAUUAAGCCCAAGUGAUCUUAAAAGCAAUCCUAGGGGAAAUAUAAAAAUGCUAAAAAGUAAGGGGCCUAAAACCGAACCCUGAGGAACACCCGUAGCGAUCUCAGACAACUCAUACAGACAAAAUGUUGAUGAUCAGAGAGAUAUGAUCUACACUAGGUUAAAACUGUCUCAGACACACCAAAAACAUUUUCAAGACGGUUAAGUAAGAGAUUGUGAUUGACUGUAUCAAAAGCGGCACUAAGAUCAAGAAGGAGAAGAAUACAGAAAGAACCAGAAUCUGAGGCUAUUAACAGGUCAUUGGUGAACUUGACCAAGGCUGUCUCAGUACUAUGAAAUUUUCAAAGCCAGACUGAAGGGGCUCAAAAAGAUUAUUGUAAGGUUAUUGUGCAGCUGCAAUGCCAUAAUAUGUUCUAAGAUUUUUUGCAAGAAAAGGAAAAGUUUGAUAAAGGGCGAUAAUUAUUAUGUAAUUUCUCUAUUAUCCUAAUUUCUGUAAUGCAAAA
Cyprinus carpio (common carp) is the source of this 3928-nucleotide messenger RNA. RefSeq names its product zinc finger and BTB domain containing 24 (gene zbtb24). Lineage: Eukaryota; Metazoa; Chordata; Actinopteri; Cypriniformes; Cyprinidae. Gene Ontology annotation, biological process: regulation of transcription by RNA polymerase II. Gene Ontology annotation, cellular component: nucleus. Gene Ontology annotation, molecular function: DNA-binding transcription factor activity, RNA polymerase II-specific; RNA polymerase II cis-regulatory region sequence-specific DNA binding; protein binding. The record is from RefSeq and is a predicted model, not a curated record.